Apis dorsata (giant honeybee) is the source of this 3364-nucleotide messenger RNA. RefSeq lists its product as uncharacterized. Gene Ontology annotation, biological process: carbohydrate metabolic process; defense response; hyaluronan catabolic process. Bases 215 to 2722 code for a protein of 835 amino acids. Lineage: Eukaryota; Metazoa; Arthropoda; Insecta; Hymenoptera; Apidae. The transcript has 8 exons. The record is from RefSeq and is a predicted model, not a curated record. Gene Ontology annotation, molecular function: hyalurononglucosaminidase activity.
AAUAGUGGCCUGAAAUCGAGCGGAAUUCAGUCGUGCUGCUGUUGUAACAUCGUCGUUGACGUUGUUUAUUCACGAAGACCACUGGCGAGUGGAUCUCGUGAAAAUCGUUUAAUCUUAUCUGGCGGUAUAGGAUAAAUCGAUAAGUAAGCGGCAGCAGGGUGAUUCGCACGCACGCCGAGAUAUUACGCUUCCUCGAACACGCAAUAACGCGAUCAUGGGUGCGACGUCUCGGCCUCUCGUGAUCACGGAAGAGAUGAUAAUUGGAGUGUUGCUAAUGCUAGCCCCUGUACUUCGGAUAAACGCUUUAUUACUCGGCUUCGUACCGAGCACCCCCAACGACGACAACAAAACCGAACGGGAGUUCAACGUUUACUGGAACGUGCCCACCUUUAUGUGCCAUAAAUACGGGCUACGCUUCGAAGAAGUAUCGGAGAAAUAUGGUAUCCUACAGAACUGGAUGGAUAAGUUUCGGGGCGAAAAGAUCGCGAUCCUUUACGACCCUGGAAUGUUCCCGGCGUUGCUGAAAGACCCGAACGGGAACGUGGUGGCGAGGAACGGCGGUGUCCCGCAACUGGGCAAUCUCACCAAGCAUCUCCAAGUAUUUCGGGACCAUUUGAUCAAUCAGAUCCCGGACAAAUCGUUUCCCGGCGUGGGGGUGAUCGAUUUCGAAAGUUGGAGGCCGAUAUUCAGACAGAAUUGGGCCUCCCUCCAGCCUUAUAAGGAUCUAUCCAUAGACAUAGUUCGCCGCGAGCAUCCGUUCUGGGACGAUCGGAGGGUGGAGCAGGAAGCGAAACGAAGAUUCGAGAAAUACGGGAAACUUUUCAUGGAGGAGACGUUGAAAGCCGCGAAAGGGAUGAGGCCGUCCGCCAAUUGGGGAUACUACGCUUACCCUUAUUGCUACAAUCUGACACCGAAACAACCGAACGCCCAAUGCGACCCAACCACCAUGCAGGAAAACGAUAAAAUGUCAUGGCUGUUCGAGUCGGAAGACGUCCUCCUUCCGUCCGUUUACUUGAGAUGGAAUCUGACGAGCGGCGAAAGAGUCGGCCUGGUCGGUGGCCGCGUGAAGGAGGCGUUGAGAAUAGCGAGGCAAAUGACGACGAGCGGAAAGAAGGUUCUACCCUAUUACUGGUACAAAUAUCAGGAUCGAAGGGACACGGAUUUGAGCAGGGCCGACCUCGAGGCAACUUUACGAAAAAUCACGGACCUCGGCGCCGAUGGGUUUAUCAUUUGGGGAAGUUCCGACGAUAUAAACACGAAAGCGAAAUGCCUGCAAUUCAGGGAAUACCUGAACAACGACUUGGGCCCUGUCGUUAAACGAAUCGGUCAACUCGCGUUGAACGACAACGCCCCUUCCGUGAGAAGUCGACUCGACGUGAGCGUCGACCAAGUGAGAGAGAGAGAGAGAGAGAGAGAGAGAGAGAGAGAGAGAGAGAGCGAGAGGCAGAGCGAGGGACUUUCAUUCAUUCGGGGUGGGGAGCAGCGAAUAAACGCGAUGCGUGCACACGUGCACACGAUCCACGCCGCGGCUCGAAUCGUAAUCGCGAAAUUCCUUCGUUCGAUCGUUGCACGCGAACGUGAAAGAGCGAACGGUCCGAAAGCGGAGAAAGUCCGUUGUUGGACACUCUCUCUCCGCCUUGGAAACUCUCCUUCUUACCUGGCAACUGAUUUAUCGGCGACGCCCGUUCACCUGGAAAGAUUCGGAUACCCUCUCUCUCCCUCUAUUGUUUCAGGGAUCAUGGGAUCGACGUGUCAUCUGACAGCGGUGAUCGCGCUGUUCCUCCUUCGAGCGGCCACUCUACACGCCCAUCGUGAGCACAAGGUUCACAACAUCGUGCUGUAUCCUGACAAGCACAGCUGGUGUCAGACUACCCAGAUAAAGCAGGUGGUCACGUGGCCCCAGUGCUCCUCCCAGGAAUUGGACAACAACGUCUGCGUGGGAGCUUGUUUCUCAUACAUGGUGCCGCACAGCGAGCCAUCCGCCCCCGGUGAUCUGAUCAGACCUUACUGCGACUCCUGUCAACCGUUGGACAGUGUUUGGCACACGGUCACGUUGGACUGCAAGGAUGAGACGAACAAUCCUAUCACGAUGCAGAAGAAGGUCCAAAUCAUCACCAAUUGUUCGUGCACCUCGUGCAUGGAAACUUCUCGUAUCAAGCCGGACUACAACACUCUGCUGCAAUCGUUGACAGACGAAAGUUUGGACAAGAACGUGAACGUGGUGCACGAGAUGCCCGAUCUGUUGGAGAAUCCCAACUUGAACUUUUCCAAGAACACGAGCAGGGACGGUGUCCAGGCUAACGAGAGAUUCAUGCAGAACUUCAAACAGUUGAAAGACUCGGCCAAGUUGGGGACGAAAGAGCUGUUCUCCAAGCUGGACGAGGACAUCGAUUUCGACAAGUUGAGGGAGUUGUUGGACAAAUACGGGCAGGAGGAGGAGAAGCAACACUCUCAUCAACGCCUCCACCAGCAUCAACAUCAAUCGAGCGGGAAACAGCAGCAGCAACAGCAGCAGCAGCAGCAGCAGCAGCAGCAACAACAACAGCCUCAGCAUUACACGACCACGAUGCUUCGAGGGCCUCAUCAUUCCAUGGUUUUGGACUCGGACGUGAAAGAGAAGAUCGACGUGGAACCCCAUUAUCUUCAUCCAGCUGUCGCGGGCCAAGAGAUCAGCUAUCACGACAACGUGCUUGUUGACAAGGAUAAGAAAAAGGAUUUCUGAGGGGAGGGGAGGGGUGGAAGACCUGCGUGUUUCGCGAUGGAAACGCGUGGGGUGAACGAGAUCGAUUUCUUUUCCAUUAUUAUUUGUUAAGAUUCAUUCGUGACCUAGUCCAAUCCAGUAGUAAAUUGUUCCAUUUGAUUUGAUGGUAAAUGAGAUUCAGCUCGUUUCGCGUGCUAUCGCAUAUAUCUGUAAAUAGAAGAGAUUCCUCGUUUUAUUUUAUUUCCGUUCUUAUUUUCUUUUAUAUCUUUGUUGGCAAAAGAUAAUACUCUCUUUUUUUUUUUUUUUUUUUUUUUAGUAUCGAUUAUUAUCGUCGGGAAACCGAAGUUGGAAUUAACGUGCAAAAACCUCGUUAGGAUUUAAUCAUAUUUAGGGAAAUACGUGGAUAAGUAAAAGAUAUGGAAAGGAAGAAAAAGGGGAGAGAGAAAUUCUAAUAUAUAUUUAAUUAUUAUAUUAAUUAAUAACUAUUUAAUAUACUCACGCGUCUAAUAAACGAAUAUUACGUUCCGGAAUUUUAGUUAUUAAAGUAGCAGGACUGGAAACCAUUGUAGACUUAAAGAUGUUAUAUGUCUUGUUGACUGGCUUAAAAAAAAAAAAAAAAAAAUAUACUUUGUCUCGCAGAGAAUAAAACCAAGUCUGUACGAU